Messenger RNA from Pleurotus ostreatus (oyster mushroom), 2769 nucleotides. RefSeq names its product Chitin synthase, class 2. The coding region runs from base 1 to 2769 and encodes 922 amino acids. NCBI's taxonomy places the organism in Eukaryota, Fungi, Basidiomycota, Agaricomycetes, Agaricales, Pleurotaceae. The transcript is spliced from 18 exons. The record is from RefSeq and is a predicted model, not a curated record. Gene Ontology annotation, molecular function: chitin synthase activity. Gene Ontology annotation, cellular component: cell septum; cell periphery.
AUGUCCAACACUCCUCCGACGCCAAGAUUCGACGCUCCACGACCCGGUACUCCUCUGGCUCUGAUGCCAUCCCAAGGUCGCAGUGGCUCGCUAAGUUCAACACCUGAGCCCAGUGUCUAUGGCGGUGAUGACCCCUUCGGGGACUCGCGCUCUCAGAAUCCUCAUAUCCAGUUUGUUGAGCCUUCCAUAGGCGCGCGGAGUACCAGCGAGUUUGGUGUAAGUUCGGUAACAUUGCCCUACGAUACCGAGGGCAAGGAAAGCCACUAUGACGAAGAAGCCGAGAGGAUGCCACUCACUGCCGGUCAGGAAUUCGCUGGGGGAUUCUAUCCUCCUGGCGAUGUGGAUAAACUGGGCCUUCCAUACCCAGGGACGAUUGGCCGACCAGCUUCAUCGUACUCGAUGGGCGUGGAGAGUGCAUGGCGCCGGCGCCAGACAAUCAAACGCGGAGUAACACGAAGGGUCAAGCUUACGAACGGCAAUUUCAUAGCAGAAUACGCUGUGCCAACGCCAAUCUACAAUGCGAUCGAAGGAAAGUACAGGCAGACCAACACCACGGAAUUCUCGCAUAUGCGGUACACUGCUGCGACAUGUGAUCCUGAUGAAUUUACGACAGAGAACGGGUGGUCUCUUAGGACCAAAAAUUACGGUCGCCAGACCGAGAUCCUCAUCGCAGUCACCUCCUACAACGAGGAUAAAACCCUCUACGCCCGCACGUUGCACGGUGUCAUGCUUAACAUCCGUGACAUAUGCAAAACUAAGCAGUCGAAAUUCUGGCGCCGUACGGCUGAGGAAGGCAACCCUGGAUGGCAACGAAUAACGGUCGCGCUGAUUGUUGAUGGGUUAGACUCGAUGGACAAGAGUGUUUUGGAUAUUCUAGCAACCGUGGGCGUGUAUCAAGAUGGUGUGAUGAAGAAGGACGUGGACGGCAAGGACACAGUCGCCCAUAUUUUUGAGUAUACUACACAGCUUUCUGUCGACGCCAAACCACAACUGGUUCUACCGACAGAGGGAAACGAUGCGCUGAACUUAGUCCCAGUUCAGAUUAUCUUUGUUCUCAAGGCCAAGAAUCAGAAGAAAAUCAACUCUCACAGAUGGUUGUUUAACGCCAUCGGGAGGAUGCUUGAGCCGGAGACGUGUGUACUGAUCGAUGCUGGGACAAAGCCAGGCCAUAAAUCAAUCUACUACCUAUGGGAGGCGUUCUACAACGACAGGAACCUGGGCGGAUGCUGCGGCGAAAUCCACGCGAUGAUCAAAGGAGGGAAGAAGCUUCUCAACCCUCUAGUCGCGGCGCAGAACUUCGAAUACAAGAUGUCUAACAUCUUGGACAAGCCCCUAGAAAGCAGUUUUGGUUACGUCUCCGUCCUUCCAGGUGCCUUCUCUGCGUACCGAUAUCGCGCAAUUCUCGGCAAACCUCUUGAGCAAUACUUUCACGGCGACCAUUCUCUCGCAGAUCGCCUGGGUGCGAAAGGCAUUCACGGAAUGAGUAUCUUCACGAAGAACAUGUUCUUGGCGGAGGACAGAAUUCUUUGCUUCGAGCUCGUCGCGAAGGCCGGGGAUAAAUGGACGUUGACAUAUGUCAAACCCAGCAAAGCGGAGACGGACGUACCCGAAACCGCAGCAGAACUGAUCGGUCAGCGGAGGAGAUGGCUGAAUGGGUCGUUUGCCGCUUCGGUGUAUGCACUGGUCAAUUUCUUCAAGAUCUACAAGUCUGGUCAUGGGAUCAUCCGCUUAUUCUUCCUCCAUCUUCAAGCCUUAUACAACUCCUUCUCGCUGUUCUUCACCUGGUUUGCGCUCGCCAAUCUAUGGUUGACGUUCAGUAUCAUCAUCGAUUUGCUACCGUCACAAGGAGUGGUCAUCAUCAGCCGCGCAUUCGCACAUUGGUUCAACCUUGCGCUACAAUGGCUUUAUCUGAUUUUCCUGGCUCUCCAGUUUGUUCUUGCAUUAGGCAAUCGUCCGAAGGGUGAAAGGAUGGCGUAUACCAUCACACUUGUCGUAUACGCCGUGUUAUCGCUGUACCUUCUAAUUUGCUCAUUCUGGCUCACCGCUCUGGCUUUCAAACAAAUCCCUUCGCUACUCAAUGGGAAGACGUCGUCUGAGGUCAUUUCACAGUUCUUUGCUCCUCCGAUAGGACCGCUCGUUGCUGCUAUCAUAUCAACAUUCGGUGUUUACUUCAUCGCUUCCUUCUUAUUUGGCGAUCCCUGGCAUAUGUUCUCAAGUUUCCUGCAAUACCUCCUUUUAGCCCCUUCUUUCAUCAACGUCCUCAAUGUGUACGCCUUCUGCAAUCUUCACGACGUCUCUUGGGGAACGAAAGGCAGUGACAAAGCGGAUGCCCUUCCAUCAGUCUCGUCUAAGAAAGGCCCGGAAGCUCCCGAAGUAGAGGAUGUAACGAAAGUACAGGAAGAUGUUGAUGCCGCCUUCAAAGAAACUGUUUCCCGGGCGCUCACUAGGGUCAACGAAGUCGAGGUUCGGGAAAAGCCCACAAUGGACGACGAGAAUAAGACGUUCCGAACAAGACUCGUAGCAUUCUGGAUGAUCACAAAUGGAGCCCUUGUCAUCUUCGUCCAGAACAUCAAUGGCUGGCUUGAUAUCGAAGACCCCAACAUCACGAAGGAGCAAAUUGAAGACUUCCAGAAGGGCGUCGGAUCAAAAACCAACAGCUACUUUGCGUUCAUCUUGUACUCGACGUUCGCCCUUGCCAUGAUUCGCUUCUGCGGUUGCCUAUUCUACUGGACCAAGAGAAAUCUGUUCAGAUGUUGUCGAAGAAAUUGA